AUGUCCACCCCCUUAAUAGGCCUUCCACCGGAGCUUCUUCGGCUGAUUGCAGGCAAUCUUAGCGAGGAUCACCCGCCGAGUCUGAGUUCCUUUGCCCGUGCCAACCGGCGUUGCUACUCUGCUGCCGCUCCGUUUCUGUUCCACACAGGACACAUCACCACGCAUCGCAGCCAGGAUCUGCACCAAUCUGUCGAGAAAUACUCCCAGAAAUUACAACGAAAUGCCAGUACUGAUUACGUUCGCUGUUUGGUCAUCGACGGCGAACUGACCGACUGCGACCCGAAGGAUGUGGAUCCGGUAUCCCUCCCCCACAUCGCGCGACCCCAAGGCUUACGAGCCACACUCGACAGCCCUAUUUCAUUACAUGGUUCACUAGACGAGUAUGACGAUGCGGCCGGCGUCGCCGUCUCACAGACGCCCGAGCAAAUCGCCAAAACCAACCCUGCCUGGCAGCCCGUGGCCGAUCUGAUACAGCAGCUGCCCUUGCUGUCGGAUUUGAUAUUUGCCUGCCACACCCAGUUCCCGCCGUGUCUGCUCGACGCGCUGCACGAGCACCGUCCCACGUGCAGACUGCAUCUCAAUGCGUUUGGCUUGCGCAGCUUGAAUUCCUACACCACUGGUCCCUACGAGUUCCAGUUGGUGACCUCGCCGUCUCUGUACAGUAUCCGCGUCCACUAUGUCGACGAGGAUGACGAUCACCACCCAGACGCCGUCCGCCGCAUAGUGGCCGCCCUGGCCCCGAAUCUGCGCGAAGUGAUCAUGAACCGCAUGCUGGGUGGCGCGCGUAUCGGUGCGUCGGCAGCCGAAACCCCGUGGCCCGGCUUCACUCAGGAUACAGCAUUCGCCCGUGAAAGAAAUCUUGACCACCCUCCCCGCGGCGCCUUGCGCUGUCUCCGGUUGUUCGACUGGAUGCUUCUUAGCAGGGACGUCUUAGAGCAAUGGGAGAGCUGCACGGACUUUUGCGUGCUGCAGGUCCUCAAACUUGAAACCAUCGUCAAGAAAGACGCCCUGGAGUACCUGGCAACAGAGGUCCCAGCGCCUUUUGCAACACCUCCCCCGCUAUCCUCUCUCCACCUCAAGGGCUGGCACCCAGACCUCUCAAUCGCAUCGAUAGUCGAACACCACGGCCCACACCUCCACGAGCUCUCACUAACCCCAUGCCCAGGCACAUCCCUCACACAAUCGGACCUCAACCAUCUCGCCAGCGACUGCCCCCGCCUCCAAAAGUUGAGCAUUACCCUCCGGCGCAGUCUAGGCGACGUCGCCGAAGUAUCCCGCUACAAGACCCUCGGCUCCACACCCCACCUCCAACACAUCUCUCUAGCCCUCGACGCCUCAGACCAGACCGUAUCAGCCGAGUCCGCCGCCGCAAUGGACGCAGACGAUGAGCCGCUCCCGCUCCCGAACAGAUCUGCCUUCGACGCCUUCGAUCACCAGAUCUGUGAGAUUGAUGUCGGCUCGUAUUGCGAGCCGCGGAAUGGACAUAUCCGCGAGACGCUGGUUAAUGCCGCGCUGGAUGGGGAGCUGGCGCGGUCGACUUUUAGGGCGAUUGCUUCGGGUAAACAUCAACGUUCUGUUUCUUCUGCUGCUUCUGGGUCUGCGUCUUGGCCGCUGCAGACUCUGUCCGUGCGUAUUACGGGGGCUGGAGAGUUUGGGGAUGAACACCAGCCUCGCCCGUUUCAUCGCGUGCUUUGGGGUCUUACUCGGCCGUGGCGCGUGGAGCGGAAUCCGCGGGAUGAUUGCGAUGAUCUUCUCGUGUUGCCUGUCCCCUCUUCGCCUCAUUGGAUGAGUGCUCCUGCUGUUCUCCCAAAGGACCUUGUUCCUGUCUGGAGGCGGGUUUGGUCCUUGCCGGAUGCUGGGAAAUGGGGGGAUAGUUGGCAUGCGUUGCCGCUUGCAGAAGUCUAG
Molecule: messenger RNA, 1905 nt
Organism: Penicillium alfredii
Lineage: Eukaryota; Fungi; Ascomycota; Eurotiomycetes; Eurotiales; Aspergillaceae
Exons: 2
Coding region: 1-1905 (634 amino acids)
Source: RefSeq, a predicted model, not a curated record